Molecule: messenger RNA, 765 nt
Organism: Phytophthora sojae
Lineage: Eukaryota; Oomycota; Peronosporomycetes; Peronosporales; Peronosporaceae
Exons: 2
Coding region: 1-765 (254 amino acids)
Molecular function (GO): protein binding
Source: RefSeq, a predicted model, not a curated record
AUGGAUAACGCCGCCAGGAAUGGUUAUCUCGAUGUUGUCAAGUGGCUCCACGCUCAUCGUUACGAGGGGUGCACGACGGAGGCCAUGGAUGCUGCUGCUGCAAAUGGACACUUGAAGGUCGUUCAGUGGUUGCAUCGGAACCGCUCGGAAGGUUGCACCAAAAAGGCGAUGGAUUCCGCUACCGAAAACGGGCAUCUAGAAGUCGUUGUCCGGUGGCUCCGCUCAAAUCGCUCAGAGGGAUGCACGACGAAAGCGAUGGAUGGUGCUGCAGCCAACGGGAAUUUUAACAUGCUUCGAUGGCUGCACGAGAACAUUCACGCAGGCUGCACUAGCGAUGCCAUGGAUCGUGCUGCGCGUCUGGGCCGCCUGGACAUCGUCGAGUGGCUUCAUUCAAAGCGAUUACCAGGGUGCUCGCCCCGUGCCUCGGUUGAUGCGGCCGCUAAAGGCAACUUGAAUAUUCUGAAAUGGUUGCAUUUAAAUCUACCGGAGAGCUUGGCAGCUGAGGCUUUGGAGGAUGCCGCGGCUCGGGGGCAUUUGCAUGUGGUGAAAUGGCUACUCAGAUCCACCCCGGGAAAUCACUUCGAGUUAGCUUUGGCGGGGGCAGUGGCAUGGGGGGAAUUCGAAGCAGCGCUUUAUCUCCAAGCGCAUCAGCAGCCACGUAACCCCUCGUCGCCAGACCGGACAGACUCACCAUACACUGAACUACAUCCCGACAUUCAAAAUUGGAUACUUGAGUACUACGGAGAGGCCGGUCUUCCUGCUUGA